Messenger RNA from Sceloporus undulatus (fence lizard), 1426 nucleotides. RefSeq names its product coiled-coil-helix-coiled-coil-helix domain containing 6 (gene CHCHD6). The record is from RefSeq and is a predicted model, not a curated record. NCBI's taxonomy places the organism in Eukaryota, Metazoa, Chordata, Lepidosauria, Squamata, Phrynosomatidae. The transcript is spliced from 8 exons. The coding region runs from base 70 to 813 and encodes 247 amino acids. Gene Ontology annotation, cellular component: mitochondrion; MICOS complex. Gene Ontology annotation, biological process: DNA damage response; cristae formation.
UAUAUAUGUGUGUGUGUGUGUCUAUAUCCUAGAGCUUGGCUUGGUAUAUAGAGGGCUUGGGGUUUCGUUAUGGGGGGCAGCGGGAGCAGCCAUGGGAACAGGAAGGUCUCCUUCGAGCUGGAUGAGCAGGAGCGAGUGAGGGUCCUGCAGGGCAUCAGGCUUUCUGAAGAAGUGGUGAACCGAAUGAAAGAGCCUCGCCAGCCUAAAAGGGAUCAACGAGCACCAUCCACCUGUCCUCCACCAGCAUCACAAUCUGCAGAAGGGAAAUCUAAAGUGUUAACAGGGAUCCAUCCACCUACACCAGACAGCUUGGGUCGAAAGCCCUCUGAGGCAGAGGAAGAUCUGUACAAGAGGUAUGAACAAGAACAGGCAAUUGUCCAAGAAGAGCUUCUUCGACUGGCCAAAAGGGAACGGGAGGCAGCCAAUGAGAGUCUAAAUGUAACUCUUCAGCGGGAGCGAAGUAAUACCAGUGAAGAGAAGCAGAAAACAACCCAGUUGUCCAAGGAGCUACAGUUUAAGGAUGAAGAGCUGAAGCGCAGAGACACCUUCUAUAAGGAGCAGUUGGCCCACAUUGAGAAGAAGAAUUCUGAAAUCUACAAGAUGACUUUGGCUCAGUACAGUGAUGCAGUUACCAAUGCAGAAGAUCGGAUUAGGCGGAGGAACACGCAACCUAUAUGUGCAAAUUUGCAAGAAGCUAUCCUAACAUGCUACAAUGAAAACAAACACCAAGUGCUCAACUGCUCAGAGCUGGUCAAGGAAUAUCAGCGUUGUGUUAGGCUAGCACAAAAGGAAUUGUUGGUCCAUUUCGAUUAAAGCCCAGCUGCCAGCAAAGUGCAGAAUUCAGGGGACCACAGAAGCAAAGUGCAGAAUACAGGGGACCACAGAAGCUCUUAGAAGCCCAGCAUCCUCCAAAUUCAUGCUGAUGCAAUGAGUGCCUUCUCUCUGUAAUGGUCCACAAAAGCACCAUGAAUCCAUAUCCAGAUGCCUCUAUGUGUCAGUCUUAAUUGAUGAAUUUGGACUGGGGAAAGGGCGGGGGGGAGUGAAGGGCUUUAUGCCUGGGAAGCAUAGAUCUUCAAAAUGUAAGUCACCAUCAUUAUUAUUUUUCUGUCAUUGAGAGAUGAAUUUCCACAAACAGAUCUCCCCCCCCCCCCCCCCCCCAAAAAAAUUGGCUGGUAAGUCAGAAGCCUCAAUUUUUUCAAAAAAAGAAGUCUGUGAAAUCCUUUGUUUCAGUAUUAUCCAGUGUGUUUGGAUAUGUCUAAGAAAUGUUGCCUGUGUUCACGUUCUUUCAAACAAGGCAUCUGAAAUACAUGGGACAAUGCUAGAGCCCCACUGGUUUAGAGUUCAUCUUGUUUGGAAAGAAAGAGAGUUCCUCCACUUCCCCUCCAAAGCUUCUUCCUAAGAACAAUAAAGAGUGUUUAAUGGUCAA